Centropristis striata (black sea bass) is the source of this 3853-nucleotide messenger RNA. It is a transcript of the gene sec22a, whose product is annotated as SEC22 homolog A, vesicle trafficking protein. Gene Ontology annotation, biological process: endoplasmic reticulum to Golgi vesicle-mediated transport. The transcript has 7 exons. Bases 334 to 1245 code for a protein of 303 amino acids. The record is from RefSeq and is a predicted model, not a curated record. Lineage: Eukaryota; Metazoa; Chordata; Actinopteri; Perciformes; Serranidae.
GUGAAGCACAUGCGCAUCACAGAACCUCUUGCUUUUCAUUUGGCACCCUGCAAGUUGGACAUACAUCCAAUGAGUUUGCCUGCAGAAUCACAUUGGUGUUCAUUCAUGGACAACAACACCAUCAAUUUCCAUCAUCAACUGGGGCCGAAAUAACCACUAUCGCUGCUUUGUACCUGUUGUGGAAGUCCCAGAUACGUCGGAAUACCAAACACGAUCAUAUCUGGAUUAAUAAUAUCGUUUGGAGCUACAAACAGCUCAUUGAAUUUUACCGCCUUCCAAAGGAACUGCAUCUGGAUGACUGCCAGGCUUCAGUGAAAUUGCCAGAGCUGUAAGAUGUCGAUGGUAUUGUUCGCCUCUGUGGUUCGGGUCGGGGAUGGCCUUCCUCUCUCUGCAUCCACUGAUUAUGAGCAGGACAAAGAGCUUCAGGAAACCAAGAAGCACCUCAAGGGUCUCUCCAAGAAACUCAGCCAGUUCCCUGACCGCUGCACACUUAAGACUGGGCCGUACAAUGUCAAUUUUACGAGCGCACUGGGUGUUGGAUACCUGAUGGUGUGCACCGCAAACUACCCCAAUGUGCUGGCCUUCUGCUUCUUGGACGAGCUCCAGAAAGAGUUUAUCGUCACCUAUGACACAAAAAGAAUCCGCAGCGCUGUGCGGCCGUACUCCUUUAUUGAAUUUGACACCUUCAUACAGAAAACCAAACAGCGCUACAACAGCCCACGUUCCCUGUCCACCAAAAUCAACCUGGCUGACAUGCAGACAGAGAUCAAGCUGCGACCGCCCUACCAGCUCUCUCCUGAGGACCUGCGGGCUAUCAAUGGAUUCUCUGUGCACACGCCCUCUAAGUACAAAGGCAUAGCUCCCACACAGAUGUUGGAGCCAGUGACUCUUCCUGGCAUCGUGUCCUGUGUGCUCAGUAUCCUCUGUGGAGGCCUGAACCUGCUGCGAGGUGUCCACGCUAUAGAGAGCAUACUGCAGAACGACGACGAAGACUUUAAUUAUGUGAUUGCCUUCUUCCUCGGCACAGCAGCCUGUCUGUAUCAGUGCUACCUGUUUGCCUACUUCUCUGUCUGGAGGAACAGCAAGUCCUUCCUGGCGUUUGCACUCAUCUGUCUGUCCAACAUGUAUUUGUAUGAACUGAGGAACAUGUGGCAGAUCCUCUUCCAUGUGGCGGUCGGGGCCUUCAUGACCCUGCAGAUCAAACUGAGGCAGCCGCUGGGCAAAGCACCAGACUACAAUGUCUGACAAAGACCUUAAACACAAAGAACAAAUGGGCCUUCAGUCUCUCACAUGUCCUGGAAAUACAGCGGAGACAGCACUGGGGACAAAGUGGAACCAAAAAAAUAAAAAAACAGUCCUCCCACUUCAGGAAGAAAAACCAAAAAAAUCUUGCUUCUCUCCAUCGCAGCAUCAAUGGACAGAUCUCAGUGUAAACUGGAGGAAACUCUGCCUGAAUCGUUUAGGAUUUUAUUGGAUUGAUCUGCCAUCAUCGGAUAAAGAUAUUUGCUUUUACUUCCUUUUAGCGCAGCCAUAGUUUGGGUCAGAGUCCUGCAUGUGUCCAGUUUAGCAAAACUUGUACUCUUCUUGCACCUGCAAAGCUAAGUAUUGAAACUGACCUGUUAUUUUUUAACAUGCAACCCAACUUAUAACAGAAUACCCAGGCUAUACACUCGCACUUCAGUUGUUACCAGGAAUGCAUCGUGCAAAUAUGAAACCUUCCAGUAUCAGACUUCCAGGUGUUUUGUUGUUUUUACCCAAAAAAGCAACAAAAACAUGUUAUUUCUCUUACCUGUGGUGCUAUACUAGAAAGACAAAUAGGUCCUUCAUGCUCACAACAAGAUCUAUGAAUUAUCUAGAGUAACUGGGUCAUGAUAAGAAGGCAGACAUCUCUACAGCAGACGUCCACAGCACUCUGCAACUCAAACAAAACAGUCCAGAUGGGUAGGUAGAACUUAAGAUAAAAAAAAAUAUAUAUAUAUCAUUGAUUUUGGGGUAAACUGUCCCUUUAAGAAUUUGAUGGAUGACAGCUUUCUGUAGUGGAGCUACAGACACACUUCUGGUUGUACCCACACAUUGUUAAGAUUAAAUAUUCAGCCCUAUUAUUUCCAUGAGUCCAGCCAACAACUGAUCUAGGCUAAUACUCAGCUAAACACAUGUUUAACUGGAGGUCAACACAUACUCAUCUCUAUUUUAUGUAAACUGUUAGGACUGACACAAAUACUUUUGUAAAUAUGAACGUGAAAAGGUUGCAAGACUGGACAAUUUCAAUUUCUUGUACAGUUUUCCUCUCUCCCGUUUGCAUCACAGACAUCCAGUUAAUCCUGCUUUUUUAUUUGUCUGUUACAUGCACUUUUUUGCACAUGCACUUGUGCGUCCCUGACCUGGUGCAGGACUCUGGUUUUGGUCUUUGUUUAAAACUAUGCAAUGCUGCCUUGUGUGCAUGGCCCUCAUUUCAGAUGUUGUAUUCUGUAUUCAGGAGCCAGUGACCACAUGUUAUUUUGCAGAUAUUUGUCAUUUUGUAGACCGUUAAUUUAGUUAUUUAUUACUGACGAUGCGUGGUCAUGUGGAAAUAUGUUAUCAGUUUAAUUUGUUUUUUUAACGAUUGCUCCAUUUUUUAUGCAAACUGGCAUCUAGUUGUCACCAAGUAAUUCCUGCUCCUGUAGACACAAACAGUCUGUUAGCAUUCAUAUCCUACUUCCUCACCCACACAGCCUCAAGCGUAUGCCAGUGUCAAGUGACUAUGUUAAUAAACAGGUCUGUGUUGGCAGCAGUAAAGAUCCGUAGCUUUGCUGUUGAAGCCAGAGGCAGCUCGUAUCAUCUGAGCAGCCUGUGGCUCCUUCCACCGAGCCCCUCGGCUCUGUCUGCCAAUUACAAAGACAAAAAACAUUUACCAUCAUUUCAGUCAGGAGAUGCCACAUGCAUCGUGAUUAGGCGGUGUGCGAUUUGUUCUGGGAAUUAUGGGAAGAUAUUCUGACUUCCUGCAUCAUCCAAACAAAUAAUAGCAAACAACUGUAGAAGGGUAGAAAGUUGAGUCAUGCCUUUAUUGUUCAUUGUUCAUGCGUUGCUGUGCCAGUAUUGUCCUUUUCACUCUGGAAGAAGUUAAAAGCCAGUAUAUGAGUACAGUUACGCAGCUCCACUCCAUGUCCAUCUGGCAUCUACACUACAGAUCUGUCAGGGGAGCGCUGCAACACUUUAGCUUCAUAUGAUUCAUCAUCAUGCUUCUCUGAAUGUUCUUUUGCUUUCCAGCAGUGGUACCACACCUACAUGACCUAAUGGCUCUUUUUCACAAUAUGGCUCCGACUCAAUUGGAUCUGAGUUGAGCUCCUCUGGCUCAGAUUGUUUGUGUUCACAUUCUCCUUUUACAGCAAAUGUGUAGUGGGUGUGUUGUGUAAAAUAGAAACAGUGAAAGGCUUUUAUAAUAGUUUAUGGAAAAUGAAUGUGAUCAUUUCCAGGUCUUGAAAACUUGGGAAUGAACUCCUGAAAAUGUAUUGUACACAUUUUUUUCACAUUUUAAUUUGUUUUAUUUUGAGUGUUAUAUCACACCUUUUAAAGUUUCCCAGUCAUGAUUAGAAUGCAAAAAAAUAUUAUGAACAAUUAUCUCUAAUGUUGGAAUUCAAAAAUGGGUUGGAUUUACACUGGAUUUAAAACAUAUCAGAGACCAGAAGUGCUUGAACUUUGUGCAUUUUCUGCUGCACAUGAAGACACAUUGAUUCGCCAUAAUGUGAUCUGGUCCUCUUCAGUCCACUUGAAACAUAUCUACUCCUGUAUGAGGAUUGAUUGUCUCUGAGCUCAACUAUGGAACAUUAAACAUUAAAGAAAUCUGGGACAUUACAAUGAUAUCCACUCCUUAAAA